This is a messenger RNA of Piliocolobus tephrosceles (Ugandan red Colobus), 406 nucleotides long. Its product is annotated as zinc finger protein 763. The transcript has 3 exons. Gene Ontology annotation, biological process: regulation of DNA-templated transcription. The record is from RefSeq and is a predicted model, not a curated record. The annotation marks the transcript as partial. Lineage: Eukaryota; Metazoa; Chordata; Mammalia; Primates; Cercopithecidae.
CUGCACAUGUGAGAUGUUUCAGGACCCAGUGGCCUUUGAGGAUGUGGCUGUGAACUUCACCCAGGAGGAGUGGGCUUUGCUGGAUAUUUCCCAGAGGAAUCUCUACAGGGAAGUGAUGCUGGAAACUUUCAAGAACCUGGCCUCUAUAGGAAAAAGUUGGAAAGACCAGAACAUUGAAUAUGAGUACCAAAACCCCAGGAGAAACUUCAGGAGUCUCAUAGGAGACAAAGUCAAUGAAAUUAAAGACAACAGUCAUUGUGGAGAAACUUUUACCCAGCUUCCAGAAGACAGGCUGAACUUCCAGGAGAAGAAAGCUUCUCCUGAAGUAAAAUCAUGUGACAGCUUUGUGUGUGGAGAAGUUGUCAUAGGUAACUCAUCUUUUAAUAUGAACAUCAGAGGUGACAUU